Molecule: messenger RNA, 997 nt
Organism: Salvia hispanica
Lineage: Eukaryota; Viridiplantae; Streptophyta; Magnoliopsida; Lamiales; Lamiaceae
Product: Golgi SNAP receptor complex member 1-2
Biological process (GO): inter-Golgi cisterna vesicle-mediated transport; endoplasmic reticulum to Golgi vesicle-mediated transport; vesicle fusion
Cellular component (GO): cis-Golgi network; Golgi membrane; Golgi medial cisterna
Molecular function (GO): SNAP receptor activity
Source: RefSeq, a predicted model, not a curated record
AAUAAAAAAAUCGCUAAAACCCAACGUCGUCUUCCAUUUCUGAAUCAACUGCUGCUGCAGUGGUAGACACUCAACUGUCGCACACUCGGAUCCGAUAAUCCGUUUCCUGAUUAUCCGAUUCGGAUUAUUGAUCCGUGCACAAGCUGUACUGACCGAGGCCGAGCGCUCUCUCGGAUCCAUUUCGAUCCGAAUAUGGACGCUUUGCAGGAAUCGGGUUGGGAGGAGCUCCGGAAAGAAGCUCGGAAGAUCGAAGGUGAUCUCGAUGUCAAGCUCUCCUCUUAUGCUAAGCUCGGAGCUCGCUUCACUCACGGAGGUAAUGUAGAUGCUGGUUCACCAACUCUUGGAUCCAGCAGGUCAUGGAAGUCUAUGGAAAUGGAGAUUCAGUCCUUGCUAGAGAAGCUGCUUGAUAUAAAUGAUUCAAUGAGUCGAUGUGCUACAUCUGCUGCACCUACUACUUCAGUUACACAAAAGCUUGCUAGGCACAGAGACAUACUGCAUGAAUUUACGCAGGAGUUUAGGCGAAUCAAGGGAAAUAUUAACUCCCAGAGGGAACAUGCCGAACUUCUUAGUUCUGUGCGGGAUGAUAUCAGUGAAUAUAAGGCCUCUGGGAGCGUCUCUCCAAGAAUGCAAUUACUAAGGGAGAGAGCUGCUAUACAUGGGAGCAUGUCACAUAUUGAUGAUGUUAUUAGUCAAGCUCAAUCAACCAGAGCAGUCUUGGGCUCGCAAAGGGCCCUGUUUGGAGACGUUCAAGGAAAGGUCAAGGUACUGGGAGACAAAUUUCCAGUAAUUCGUGGUCUAAUAGGUUCAAUCAGAAAAAAACGAUCAAGAGACACGCUCAUCCUAUCUGCUGUCAUUUCUGCUUGUACGCUUUUUCUUAUCAUCUAUUGGCUCUCAAAGUGAACAGAUUUAUGUCAAAAUUGAGUGAGAGAGAAGAGGACUUCCAUAUGGAUUUUCCGUUUACAUGUAUAUUUAGUGAAGUCUAUGGUGGUUUUUUUUA